GCGCGACGUGCAAGUCCAGCCAGUUUUCGUCGUGCUGGCGUCGGCCUCGCUUCCCGCUGUGCGUGUCGCGCGAGCUGGUGUGCGACGGCUACCACAACUGCCCCAUGGUCGGUGACGACGAGGACCCCAACAUGUGCAACCCCAGACACAGGCUUAUCGAGACCCCGGGCCAGGAGAAGGAGGCCGGCGCGGAGAGGAUCAUCCCCGACGCCAAGGACCUGCUGUACGAGCUACUGCAGUCCACCCAGUUCAACAAGUUCCACCCGUCCAACAGCAGCCGCGGACACGACGCCACCCUCCAGGGCGAGGCCAGCCCCGACACGCUGUCCAACUACGGGCCGUGGGGCUACCUGAUGCUCGGCAUGCUGGUGUGCGGCGCCUUCCUGAUGCUGUGCGGGCUGUGGGAGUGCUGCUGCCGCCAGCCCAAGCCCGCGCCCUCCGCGCCCUCGCACACGCCCACCACCGUGCUCAUGCCCCAGAUGGGCGUGAGCGGCGGCGUGCUGGUGCUGGACUCGGACCUGGACGACGACCCCUCGCGGCCACCCUCGUACGACGACCUGGACCAGCCCCCGGCGUACGGAGCGCUGUUCCCUCCCGGUCAGCCCAAGCUGGACGACGACCCCGUCGCCGCCGGCCUCGUCCUGGCCGCCGAGGCCGAGGAGGGCCCCACGCCGGCGCCCACGUCCCUCAUGGCGGACGCCCCGUUCCCGGAGGUGGACGCCGACGACGUGCCGUCGCUGCACUCGUCGCCGUCGACGUCGUCCGUCACGUCGACCUCGAGCCUCGCCAGCUAGCCUCGCGCGGGCCGGCGCCGGCGCGCGCCCGGCUCUGGACACAUCACCGCGCGGCCGGCGACUGGCGACUCCAGCAGCUAGCUGUCCUCUAGUACGGACACUUUGCGAGUCGAAUGCAUGCUGUCGCCGGCCGCCGAAAACAUCGGCGAGUCUAGCUGUGAGAUUAACCUGCACUGUGAUAAUUCUGAUCCAAGUCGAUACUCCGCGUAUCGAGUGACCCUAGUGUGUAAGUGUGAUUCAUUCAGCAAGGGAUCGCGAACCAAAGCUAGUCAGAACCAGAGACUUAUCCGCGGGGGGUCGAGGGGGAGUCCGCGUUGGCCUUCGCGGCGGAGGAUAAGCUGUAAGCGGACGAGUGUAAAUAAUGUUACAAUUUAUAUAUAAAAGCAUGGAGCAAAACUCUUGAAGAUAGUGCUUGCUAAUUUAUUCCUCUGUAAUAUAAGGGAAGGCAAAAACCCUGGCUAAAAUAUUUUCUCUCUUUCCAAAUGUGCCAUUGCCCGUCUCUUUUACAUUAAACCAGCACGUGUAUUUUCCAGGGGCAUAAGCGCUACUUGCCAGGAUCUCAGAUGGUCCCCAACCAGUGCAAGGCACUAUCAGCCUGAGGCCAAAACUUAAAUUGUGAAUGUCUGGUUGUUUGCCACCCCUUCUGUGAUUUCAGCUUGUGUAAUGUGUAUUCUAGUUUAUCAAGGAGUUUAAAAAUAUCUCUCAGAAAGCGUUUUUAAAAUCAUCAAAAUGUAAAUAUUACUGGUAUACCGGGCGUCUUUUUGCUCGCAUCGGUGAGCGCGGGUUUGCCUACUCCCUCUGGCGUAAGGCGCCAUGGCCCCGGUGAGUAGGCAAACCCGCUUGCACUAGCGCGUGCAAAGAAUCACCGAGUAGUUGUCUAAUUGUUUUUUACAUUACAGUAAAAUAUUCAACUUUUGUUUGUAAUUUAGUGCAGUAGACCAACCUCAGGCUGUUUGAAACUAUUGACUGAAUCUCUUAUUGAUGUCUAUGUCCUUUUGUGUGUUCUUGUAGUGUUUUCGAGUCAUAAAGGGAAAUAUAGUGACGUAUAAGAAAAAGAAA
Molecule: messenger RNA, 1853 nt
Organism: Frankliniella occidentalis (western flower thrips)
Lineage: Eukaryota; Metazoa; Arthropoda; Insecta; Thysanoptera; Thripidae
Source: RefSeq, a predicted model, not a curated record